GCUAAACCAACAACAACACCUCCUAAACCAUCAUCAACAACAACAACUGCAAAACCUACAACAUCUAAAACAACAAUUGCACCAAGCACAACUUCACUAAAAACAACUCCUAACCCCAAAACAACUGCAACAUCUACACAGAGUGAAUCAACAAAAACAACCACAUGUAACUCGACAAAUCCACCACCAACAUCAGCUGGUUCCUCUAAAACAACAGCAACAACAGCUGGUUCCUCCAAAACAACAGCAACAACAGCUGGUACCUCCAAAACAACAGCAACAACAGCUGGUUCUUUCAAAACAACUCCACAAAGAACAACAUUUUCUCCCAAAACGACACAGGCAACAACUGCUAAACCCACAACAACAAAAACUUCUCAACCAACAACAACAUCAACAGCUGAACCCACAACAACAACAACUGCUGAACCCACAACAACAACUGCUGAACCCACAACAACAACAGCUGAACCCACAACAACAACAGCUGAACCCACAACAACAGCUGAACCCACAACAACAACAGUUGAACCCACAACAACAACAACUGCUGAACCCACAACAACAACGACUGCUGAACCUACAACAACAACAGCUGAACCCACAACAACUACUGAACCGACAACAACAACCGCUGAACCCACGACAACAACCGCUGAACCCACAACAACAACAGUUGAACCCACAACGACAACAACUGCUGAACCCACAACAACAACAACUGCUGAACCCACAACGACGACUGCUGAACCUACAACAACAACAGCUGAACCCACAACAACAACAGUUGAACCCACAACAACAACAACUGCUGAACCUACAACAACAACAGCUGAACCCACAACA
This is a messenger RNA of Betta splendens (Siamese fighting fish), 846 nucleotides long. RefSeq names its product mucin-2-like. The record is from RefSeq and is a predicted model, not a curated record. The annotation marks the transcript as partial. The transcript has a single exon. Lineage: Eukaryota; Metazoa; Chordata; Actinopteri; Anabantiformes; Osphronemidae.